This is a messenger RNA of Darwinula stevensoni, 3885 nucleotides long. The record is from the annotation of a GenBank genome assembly. NCBI's taxonomy places the organism in Eukaryota, Metazoa, Arthropoda, Ostracoda, Podocopida, Darwinulidae.
AUGACCUCAGGGGAAACAGUAGUUGACCUAGAAGCGCUUGCCCACAUUUUGGGCCCAAAUUCCAUACCCGUCCUGACUACAUCAGGGGAACUAGUGACUCUGUCAGCAGCACCUGAUGGAGAACUCACUUCAUUAUGGACAGCCCAAGUGGAUGAGGAAGACUGCCAAAAUAUGGCACCUCAAAGUGGUAUGGUGACACUACAAGAAAAUGUUAGUGCCAAUGAUGGAGUGACCUUCACCUCCAUGGAGGGCCUAGGUGUCCUCACCAUUCCAUCUGAGCUUCAAAAAGGUGGAGCUAUUAUUACAAUACUUCCUACUGAGGAUGGUUUGAUACUUCAGGACUUCAAUCAGGAAACUUCUGUUGUCAUCAAGCAAGGAUUGAAGUUGAAUGGGACCCUCAAGAAUGAAAGUAUAUGUACUUCCAAGUCAGAGGACCUUGGUGCUCUUGGACCUGGUGAGCAUGUAGGUUCCCUUGAGGAUGGGAGCAUUCAUGGGCCAAGUUCUAAUGAUGCAUGCAUUAGACCAACUGUUCAUAUCUCCUCAUCAAUACCCCCUGUUAGUAACCUCCGGCUCCACAUGGCGACACAUAAUUGGGAUGCAUUGGAGUGUCCUGAUUGCUAUAAGAAAUUUUCACGCAUGGCAAGCUUGAAGGCACAUAUUAUUCAUCAUCAGAAGGAAGAACUAUAUUCCUGUGAAGAGUGUGGUGAAGAAUAUGCAACAAAGCUCCAAUUGGAUGAACAUUGUCGUGAACAUUAUGAGCUGACAGUGGGCAGCAAUGCUCCAGAGAAGUUUAUGUUUCCACAAAUAGCCAAAGAAAUAACAAGGUACAAAAUAUUCCAGGUGAAGCAUGUACUCAAUUCUACAAAGAAGUACAAGAAAAGAAAGCGGAAUCAAAAUUUGAAGCAUGCCUGCAGUCACUGUGGAAAGGCAUUCAUCAAAAGGAGUCUUCUUAUCAGGCAUGUAAGGAUCCACACAGGAGAAAGACCCUUUCAGUGUCGCAUUUGUGGCAAGGCCUUCAAUCAGAAGAAUGCCCUACUUGCCCACCAAACCAAGCAUAGUGGGAGCCGUCCAUUCCAGUGUGGAUUCUGUCCUUCAACAUUUGGCCAUGUUGGAAAUCUGAGACAGCACAUACGUAAAGUUCAUGAUGCUGGCCCAAAUUUCAAGUUCGAAUGUCCAUACUGCCCCAGUGUUUUCCAGAGAUCAAACAGCUUGACGAGUCAUAUCCGCCGACUUCAUGUGGCUGCAGAAGCAAUAAAGUGUCUUGCAAAAGAUGAAUUGUCACUGUCAAAGAAUCAAACAGAAUCAUUGCUCCUCCUUCCAUGCUCUGAGUCCCAACAAGCCUCUGGCCCACAGGUUGUGGAGGCAUCCAUGGUUAAUGCAGUGUCGGAUGGUAUGAAGAGCAGUGAGGGAGACUUGCUCCGGAUGGCACUGCUCAACAGUGGUCUCACACAACCUAGUCAAAAUGAACCAGAGAUUCAACAACACUCAGAGUCACGUGAUUCAGUCACUACGCUCACUCUCCAUGGCUCACUCAAUAACUCAAGUAUUUCUCAGCAGUCAUGUGAAAGUGGUGGAAGUACCUGGCAGGGAGAUGGAGUUCUCCUAGGUACCAUGCCAAAUGGCUCAUCCAAGUCACAUGCCAAUAGACACACUGAGGAGUCUCCUGAGAGUGAGAUGUUGAAAAAGCAAUUCAAACAGCACAAUCAAGGAGAGAAGGAACAGAAGAGACCAGAAAUGCUCCAGGAAGGCCUCCAGAGUGGAAGUGGUUUACGACUGGCAGAACCAAUUUGGAUCACUCAGAAAGAAGGUCUCACAGUGGUCUCAAAAUCAUCUAAACGCCCUCUUGUACUAAAUGCUGAUGAUCUCAAGGACACACGUGUACGUCCACACAAAUGCAAGCUCUGCCCUGCUGCUUAUAAGAAGUCUUCUCAUCUCAAGACCCAUGGAAUUCCAUCUAAUGUGGAGGAAAGUGAUGAAGUAAUCCCUGAUUCCUUCCCAGAAGGAGAUGCAAUGCCUUUGCAGUCUCAAGAAAUCCAUCAAGAUGUCCUGGAGAACCCCAAUACAGGAUGUUCGGGAGAUCUGAAAAAAGUUCCAGAAGGAGGAAACACUUCAGGGAAUGACUAUGUGCCAAAUAUCAUGGGCAAUGAUCUUUAUAUGCCAAGCUGUGAUGCCUUUACCUCUGGAGGUCAAGCCUCUCAUACGGAACAAGUCCAAGGAGAAGCAAUGCCUACACAAGAAAUGUACAAUGAUAUCACCAUGAGCAGUCAAGCUCCUCAGGGACAAGAACAGCAGAGUGGUAGCAGUAUGCUGAAGCCUGCUACUUCUGAUCAAGGCAAUGUGUUUUCUGAAGAACUUGCUCACUCUUCCUUCUUCAUAGAGGAUGAUGAUCUCAUGUUGGAUGGAGAGAAUGGAGGAUUUUUGGACACAAUUGGACUGAAUCUCAAUGAAAUUGCCCCUUCGAACACUAAUCCUCCAUUGUUGCCCAUCAGAGAGAAGCAGGAUGAAAAUAUGACAGUCCCAGUGAUCUCAACAGAAGAUGUGGAUAUUGUUCUGACCAUCACUCCAGACAGACCCAAAGAGGAACGACUGACAGUAGAUGAGCUCCAGAGUGCCAGGCCAAAAAAGAAGGCAUGCCAGAGACAGAGGCAAGGAUAUAUAAUGAAGUACAGGAAUCAGUGCCGUUUUUGUUCGAAGUCAUUCAAGAAGCCGUCUGAUCUUUCUCGGCACGUCCGUAUUCACACUGGUGAGAAGCCCUUCAAAUGUGCUCUGUGUUCCAAGACGUUCACGGUGAAGUCCACCUUGGAUUCUCACAUGAAAGUCCAUUUCGGUGGCCGGAAAUUCAUUUGUCCUAUCUGCCAAGCCAGCCUGUCUUCGAAAGCCAGCUUGCAGAUGCAUUUCCGGAUCCAUACAGGUCUCCGUCCGUUCAAAUGCGACGUCUGCGGGCAAUGCUUCCGCACGUCCGGGCACCUCAAGUCCCACAUGUGCACCCACGCCAAGAUGAAGCUGAGGGUGGAGAAGGUGAGGUCGGAAGCGGGCGAUUCGAUCCCCGCCAGGACCAGAACGAAUCAAGCCACGGUCUCCGUUUCCGCGAAGUCCGCCGGCCACCCGUUGGAGUCCUUCCCAGUGCUCAAACUGAUCGAACUCCCGGCGUCGUCGUCUUCCAUGGGGAAUCCUGAUCCCGAGGCUCUCGGCAAUCCCGGCGUCCCGUCCUCCGGGAACGAGAGCACCUAUGAUCAAAGCGGGGAGGGUGAAGGGAUGUGCCUUGCUCCCUACCAGGUGGGGAUGCCGGAGUACGAGAUCGAGGAACUGGAAGUCGACGAGAAGGGUCAGGUCAUUCGAAUCUGCAGCAGUCGACGCGAGUGUCGAGCCGAAACUCCCAUCGUUUACACGCCCCUGGUCUCGGACGCUGCUCACUUGGAGGGGCAGGACGGGGAUGAAAUCUCCGAGCAGGCAGAGUCGGGACUCGAGAUGCCGUCUCACACCUGCCCGGUAUGCUCGAAGAGCUUCAAGAAGCCCUCGUUGGUGGAGCGGCACAUGAGGAUCCACCGAGGAGAGCGACCGUUUAAAUGCAGUCAGUGCGACAAGUCCUUCGUGCAGAGAAGCACGCUCCAGAUCCACGAGAGGGUCCAUUCCAACAGCCGCCCCUAUGCCUGCAACUUCUGCCCGCAAAAGUUCACCCAGAGGGGCAACCUGGUGAAGCACGUACGAGGGAAGCAUCCCGAUGGGGUCGUGAAACGCGAGGAACAAGUGGAGGCCGAGGCCGGAGAGAAGGGUCAGGAGGUACCCGUGCAGGUACCUGCGUCGGUACCGACCACCGUCAUCCUCUCGCUGGAUAGCCUACACUUCCCCGACCUUUUCCCCACUAGUCACUCGAGUGAAUUUUGA